This is a messenger RNA of Contarinia nasturtii (swede midge), 4696 nucleotides long. RefSeq names its product golgin subfamily A member 4 (gene Golgin245). NCBI's taxonomy places the organism in Eukaryota, Metazoa, Arthropoda, Insecta, Diptera, Cecidomyiidae. Gene Ontology annotation, biological process: Golgi vesicle transport. Gene Ontology annotation, molecular function: small GTPase binding. Gene Ontology annotation, cellular component: Golgi apparatus. The transcript has 7 exons. The record is from RefSeq and is a predicted model, not a curated record. The coding region runs from base 336 to 4646 and encodes 1436 amino acids.
UUUUAAAGUGUUAAUGUGUGAAACGCUCAUCAUUAUCAUCAUCGCCAAAAAAAAAAGUUAAUUAUUUUGCUUGAGUUAUUUUUCUUUUCGGUUUCGACGAGCGAAAAACACACACAUUCAUCACAUUCGCAAAUGUUGAUCAACCGCAAAAAUGUUGUUUUUUUAAAGCAAAAAAAAGCGAUUGAAAAGUAUUAGUUGAAAACAAAGUGAAAUCAACAAAAGCGAUCAAAAUUACAAAAAAAAAAUCAAAACAAUUUGAUAGUGUCUGUUAUUCAUAGUUGUAUUGUAAAUUCAAAGUGUGCAUUCGAUUCAAUUAAUAUCAACGUCCAUACAAGAUGUUUAAAAAAUUAAAGGAUAAAAUCGCCGAAGAGGUGAAAUCAUCACCAUCACGCAUCCAACAGCUUGCUCAAGUUGCCCAGACUGCUAUGAGUUCGGCAUCUAGUACAACAUCAGAAUCGGUGCCGUCAAAUGAUAAUUUUUUUAGCAUUACUGAAGAAGAUACACCGCAAAAUUCACCGCAUCGUUUAAAUCAAGGAAGUGCUGGCACCAAAUCGACCCAAAUUAGCCCAAAUGCAAUAUCAAAUUUUCAAAAUCAAAUGCAGCAUACAUCAAACAAUGGCACCGUACCAAGUGUACGUGUUCGAAAAUUAUCCAAUUCUUCCAUGGCAAGCGAUGUAUCAUUUCGAUUGCCAUCGUUUGAUACAUCACCGUCCGCCUACAAUUUUCAAUCCGAUCUUGAUGCAUCGGCUAGUGAAUUUGAAGAUAGCGCAUCAACCGUUGGAUAUGAAGCCCAAUUGGAUGUGAUUAGCAAAGAGAAAUUGUACGAUGCGUAUAAAAAGUCGUUGGAACGUUAUCAAAAAUAUCGAGGCCGAUAUUCGGAUUUGGUGCGACGGUAUCGGGAUCUUGAACGGGAUAAUAACAAAGCUAGGUCGGUGCUAGUGGAAACACAAGACAAAGCAUUGCGUCGAAUCAGUGAGCUUCGUGAACAAUGUUCGUUGGAACAACAGGCAAAAGCCCAUCUAGAGGCUGCACUCCGAAUGGAAAUGGACGAACAACAAUGCAUCAUCGAAACGCUCAAAACGAAGCUUACAUUGCACGGCGAGAGCCCAGACGAUAUUAUGAAAAAUGGCAACGAUAAUUUGAUUUCAUUGAACGAUAUAAGUGGGAUGUCAAACGCAGCAACAGCAUCACCACCAUCAUCAUCGCAAAGUGAUAAUAACAGUUCGGUGAAUUUGAUAAAUAUAAGCGAUAGUACGGAUGAUAAUUCUGAUAAUAAUUUAACGGAAAAAGAAACCCAAAUAAUAGCCGGUGCUAGUAUUAUAAUAAAUGAUUCCGAUGAUAAAAUAAAAACGCUUGAAAUGCAAUUGUUGGCAUUAAAGCAACAACUAUCCGAUGAAAAAGGUAAAUCGACCGAACUGAGUCGCCUGCUGGAAUCAUCGCAAAAGCAAGUGAAUGAAUUAAUUGCACGCGAAGAGGAGAAUACAAUUCUAUUGGCGCAAAAUAAAUUGGCCAUUCAUUCAGAGCUGGAGAAUAAGGAGAAAGAGAUGAAAUCAUUGAAAAACGAUGCAAAACAAUCGGCCAGCGAAAAAGAGUGUCUCAAUGAAAUUGUGACCGAAUUGCGUGAAUUGAAUAGCAAAGCGAAUGCCAGUGUUAAGGAACUGUCGGAAACGAAGCGAGCGCUUGAGGAGAAAGUCGACGAAAUGAAAAAGAAUGCCAUCACUGCUGAAAGUGAUAAUAAAGAAUUGCGCGCCAAAGUCAUCGUAUUGGAAAGUGAAAAACAAAGUAUUUUAACGAAAAAUGCAUUGGAAUUGGAAAAAUUCAAGGCACGCUACGAUUCACUCAUGCGAAAAAAUGAACAAUUGGAAGAGAUAACACGGACACGUGUCAUUGAAAGUCACGAAAAAUUGGAAACCGAAUUAAAAACGACAAAAGAUGCACAUGCUGAAUUGAGUAAACAGCUGGCCGACGAGCAAAAGCGUGCGACCGAAAUGCUCAACGAACAUCGCGACGCAAUCAAACGGAUUUCGAGCGAUUUAGAUUCGGCCAAAGCCGAUAAAUUGAAAUUGGAAUCACGAUUCAAGCAAUUAUUCGAAGAAAAAGGAAAUGCUACGGCCGAAUUGGAAGCGACCCAAACACAAUUGACACAAGCCAACGGUAUGAUCGACGAGAUAAAAGCGCAGCUAGCAAUAUUGACGCAGGAACGUGACACGGCGAAAGAAGCAAUUUCGAAAUAUGAAGAAGAAUUGACGAAUCGACGUGCAAGCGAUGCAGCAGAAAAAGACGAUUCACAAGCAGAAACAAUUGGCCUAAAAUCAAAAAUCGAUUCACUCAAAACCGAAAAGAAAGAUCUUGAGAAGACGCUGGAAAAGACAUUACGCGAAAAAUCGGAAUUACAAACACAAGUCACGAAUAUUUUGCAGGAGAUUGGCCGAUUGGAAGAGCAAUUGAAAGAGGUCAAAGAGAAAUAUUCGGAAUUGGAACGGGAAAAACGAAUUGCAAGCGAUUCACAAACUGACGAAGUAGUACAGUCACUUACCAAUAAAAUUAAAGAAUUCGAAGCAAAACUCAAUUCAAUCGAAUGCGAAAAUUCACAAUUGGCCGAGAAGAAUUGUUUGCUGGAAGAGAAUAACAAUCGAUUGAAAGUGGCAUGCAAAGAACUGGAGACGGCAUUGGAAACGGAAACAACAACGAAUCAAGACCGAAUCGCAACGGUGACACUUGAAAUUGAUUCGGUGAAAGAGGAAAAUGCUCGAUUACAAGAUAAAUUGAAGAAAUCACUCGACGAUUAUGCCGAAUUGUUUAAUACAAAAGAGCAAAUGGAUUUGGAGCAUCGUUCGUUGCUCGAUCAAAUUGAGUGUAAAGAAAAAGAGAAAUUGUGUGCGGUCGAUCAACAAUCAUUGCUUGAACAGCAAAAAACCGAACUCACUCAAACAUGUGACCAAUUGCGCAUCGAUUUGGAAACAGUUCGCAAUGAAAAUGCGACAUUGGAAAGCAAUAAAAACGAUUUACAACAUCAAUUGGAGCAAUUGAAUGAGAAAAUCAAUGAAGUGACUGCCAACAAUGAAAAAUUGGAACAACAAAGCGAUAGUCUUCAGCAUGAACUCGACACAUUGAAAGAGCAAUCAACCGAAUUGAGCGAUUCGUUAAAUCGAUCGCAUACCGAAAAUGAAGAACUGAAAAAUUCGGUAAAACGUUUGGCCGAUAUCGAAAGCGAUUUGGAUGGAAUGGAUCAAAUUAAAAUCGAAAAUGAAUUUCUCAAUAAAUCGACGCAACAACUUGAGGCUGAUUUAAAAUCGAAAAACGAUGAAAUCAUAUCGGUCACCAAUGAGAUCGCCGAAUUGAAAGAAAAAUUAAAAUCGCAACAGUGUGAAUUGUAUGUGUUGGCCGAGGAGAAACGUGAUCGUGACAAAGUUUCGGAGGAAAAAGAGCAUGAAAUCGCACAAUUGAAAACGAUUUGCCAACGCUCACAAGUAUUCGCCGAAGAGCUUCAAACCGAAGUAAAUCAAUUAAAAGAACAAUUGAAUACGCUGAAAUUUUUAAACGAUGAACUUCAAACAGCCAAAGAUUCAUUGGAAUCGAAACACGAUAAAUUGGCCAAUGAAUACGAGACGACAAAACAAUCGUUGAAUCAACAGGUUGCCGAGCUUACCAAACAGCAAACGGAAACCACUGCCAUAAAAUCGAAUUACGACGAAAAAUCAGCAGAACUGACGGCAACCGAAGAGAAAUUGAUGAAUUCACAAAAGGAGCUCGAAUCAUGUCGAGCCAUUAUUGGUGACCUUAAUCUUGACCUCAACGCCCAAACGGAUAAAAUCGAUGCACACGAAAAGGAAAUCGCUGAAUUGAAUGAAAAAAUUAACGAACUGGAAACAAAAAUCAAAUCAACACCGGCCAUUGAUGAUGCCGAAGAAAUGAAACGAUCGUGUGAAAAUCUUAAAUAUGAAUUGGCCGAAGCAAAACGAAAUAAUCAACGGGAAAUUGCCGAAUUAAACCAUGAGAUUGAUGAAUUAAGAGAAAAUGCAAAGGCAUAUCGUGAAAAGCAAUCUGAAUUGAAAGCAACCAAUGAGAUUUUAACGCAACAAUUAGAUGAAUUAAGAGAACAACACCAACAACAAAUCAAAGAGGAAGCGGUGAAAUUGCAUGCAAGUCAAACCGAAAGCACGUUUUCAACGAACAACCAUUCGAAUGAAGAAAGCAGCGGCAGCAGUGACAUUGAUACAGAAUCAUCAACCGUCGAACGUUUGAAGAAGGAAAAAACCGAUUUGGAACAGAAGAUGAACAAAAUCUUAAGCGAAGUGCAGGACGUGUCAAAUCGCAAUCUAUUUUUAGAACAACAAUGCGAAAAUUACCUCAUAUUGGAACAACAAAACGAACGACUCAAGCUACAAAACAACAAAAUUUCACGGCAAUUGGACGAAACACUUGUCUCAAUGCAUCAUUCGGAUGAUAUAUCGGCCAACACCGAAUUUGAAUAUUUGAAAAAUAUCAUGUUUCAGUAUUUAACUAACAAUAUCAACUCAAACAGUACCACAUUGAUCAAAGUUAUUGCUGCUGUACUGAAGUUCACGCCGCAACAAACACAAGUUGUAUUGGAGAAGGAAGCACAUCGAAAAACAUUGGUGGGCCAAAUAAACAAUCUGUUAUAACAAAAUAUCGGAAAUAUCAAAGAACAUUAUUUAUUGUGAUGCAAAGAAAA